Molecule: messenger RNA, 2239 nt
Organism: Cyprinodon variegatus (sheepshead minnow)
Lineage: Eukaryota; Metazoa; Chordata; Actinopteri; Cyprinodontiformes; Cyprinodontidae
Gene: aldh3b1
Product: aldehyde dehydrogenase 3 family member B1
Exons: 10
Coding region: 177-1586 (469 amino acids)
Biological process (GO): aldehyde metabolic process
Cellular component (GO): cytoplasm
Molecular function (GO): aldehyde dehydrogenase (NAD+) activity
Source: RefSeq, a predicted model, not a curated record
CUCAGGCAAAAACUAGGUCCCACCUCCCGAGUGGAAUAGAACCGAUACCGGUAGAGGAAGCAGCACCCGGAAACAGCAAGUCCUCACCUGAGACCGGAUCGUCACGGCGGCUGCUGACGGCUCUGAUACUCGGCAGAAACCAGCGGCGCAGCAGCAGAAGUGUGUCCAGGUGCAGGAUGGACUCCCAUAAAGACGUUCUGGAGCGGCUGCGGACGGCCUUCAGGUCGGGCCUCACCUUACCGGAGGAGUUCCGCCGGGCGCAGAUCACCCAGCUCAUGUCCAUGAUCAGAGAGAACGAGGACAGCAUUAUGAAAGCUUUGCACCAAGAUUUAUCAAAGCCCAAAUUUGAGAGCGCCCUCUCCGAGGUGGAUAUAGUGAUCAACGAGCUGCAUCACGCCAUCUCCAACAUCUCUACCUGGAUGCAGCCAGAGUACGUGACCAAAAACCUGGCCACAAAACUAGACGACUGUUUUGUCCGGAGGGAACCUUUAGGAGUCGUCCUCAUUAUCGGGCCGUGGAACUACCCACUGCAACUCCUGAUUCUGCCACUAGUGGGAGCCAUCGCUGCAGGAAACUGUGCGGUGAUCAAGCCUUCAGAGAUCAGCGCCGCCACAGAGAGUCUGGUAGCCGAGCUCAUUCCCAAGUACCUGCAUCAGGACUGUUACGCCGUCGUUCGAGGAGGAUCGGAGCAAACAAAGGCUCUGCUGCAGAACCGAUUCGACCACAUCUUUUACACCGGUUCCCAGGCUGUGGCCCGAAGCGUUGUGCAGGCAGCCUCCGUUCACCUCACCCCGGUGACCCUGGAGCUGGGCGGCAAGUGUCCCUGCCUCAUAUACGGGCGGAUUAACAUCCAAGCCGCCGCUCAUCGCCUAGCAUGGGCCAAGUUCUUCAACAUGGGCCAGAGCUGCGUGGCUCCAGACUACGUACUGUGCACGGAGGCCACCCGUGACGCCCUGGUGCCGGCGCUGUCCGCGGUGCUGGAGAAGUUCUACGGAAAGGAGCUCCAGAAGAGCCCGGACCUGUCCCGCAUCGUGUCCGACCGCCACUACAAUCGUCUGAAGAAGCUGCUUGAUCGAACCAAAGGGAAGGUGGUGAUUGGAGGAGAGAGCGACCAGGAGGAUAAAUACAUAGCGCCCACGGUGGUGGUGGACGUAGCAGAGGACGACGCCCUGAUGGGGGAGGAGAUCUUUGGCCCCAUUCUGCCAAUCAUCACCCUGGAGAAGCUGGAGGAGAGCAUUGAAUUUGUCAAUCGUACCGAGAAGCCUUUGGCCAUCUACGUGUUCUCGGACGAGUCCUUUGUGGUGAAGACUGUGAUGGAGAAGACCACCAGCGGGGGCUUCUGCUCCAACGACGGCAUCGUUCACAUGACCCUGCCUGGUCUGCCUUUUGGAGGAGUAGGAGCCAGCGGCUGGGGCUCAUACCACGGCCGUUGGGGCUUCGAGCAGUUCAGUCACCGACGGUCCUGCAUGCUGAGAGGCUGGGCUUUGGAGCGGCUCAACGGCCUGCGCUACCCACCGUACACCGAGGACAAGCUGAAAUGGCUGCGCUGGACCACGUCUGCUCAGAACAGCUGUUCGCUGAUGUGAAGCAGGGCUGGUUUUACCGUAGCUGAACACGAAGACGUCUUCUCCAGCUUCCCGGCGUCGCCUUCGUGAGAGCGUGGGGGCGAAGACUGGAUCAUAUCUGUUAUUCACUUUAAAGGCAGCAUGGUCAAGCUGGAAGUGAAAGUUUGAGGCAAAAUUAAAAACUUUUUACACUGAAAUAAUAUUUAGGAGGAAAAUAAAAUGUUUUUUUGCAACAUUUUGGGAGAUUAUUGGUGUAUUUGUACAUAUUAGCAUAACCGUUUCUUCAGAGUGUAAAACUAGACAUGUUGGAGCCUUUAUAUUAAUCUGUUACCAUAACUUUCUUUGUGGAACCAUCAGUGUCUGUUUCUUUAAUCAAAAUGUUGUAAAUAAAUAUAAUUUUUUUUAAACUUCUGUGGCAAAUCAGAGAUUUCCAAAUGUCUUUUUUUAGGAACCUAACUCAAAUGUGCUGAAAUAAGAAUUUUCUGCAUGUUCUUCCUGUUCAUCAGUAUCCAGAUCUCCAAAGCUGUUAACGUGAUGAUAAAAUGGUCUCAGUUAGCCGUUAGGUCUCUGUUUGUCUUCAAGUAAUGUGGAUUCAUUAAGCACCUUCCAAAACCAUCAAAAAUGAGCUGUAUUAAAAAAAAGAUUGAAUGGCAAUAAAGUGACACAAAAAAUAC